AUGUCUCGGGAGAACGUGCGUUCUACUCGCCUGCUUCUGGGCUCGGCCGCCGGUGGCGCAGUUGCCGCGGCGGCCGUGCCAGGGUUGGCCUCGUGGGCAUUUCUGGCACCUUCAUCGAGCGACGGCAUUGAGAAAACACUGCCCCGGUCCCUCCGAGGAGGUGCAACGCAAGAGCCCACGGUGCCAGCGCAGCAUGCCAAAGGAGCUUCCCACUCCUGGACGUUUUUGACUGCCGGAGCCGUUGCCGGUGUUGCCGCACGGCGCCGUGCGACCUUGGCACGAGGCCCAGAGGCGCUCCCCAGCACGCGACCCGCCCCCCGCGCCCUCCGCCGUGCUGUGGAAUCGGGUGACCUCGGGGCCAUUGCCCAGGUUGCAGCCACCGAUCCUCAGGCGGCCGUCGUGGCUAUGCAGGUGGCAACCCAGGCGGCCACGGAUGCCCUGAUGCAGCUCACGGCCCUGCUGGGCCCACCUCAGGCAGCAGAGGCUGCGGAGGCUACGGCUGCCGCCUCGGAGCCGGGGCUCUGGGAAAAGGUCUCCGCCUUCUUCUUCGACCCGCGGCUUCAGUGGGACGAGAAUGGCAACAUCCUCCUGGAUCCCCAGGGCAACCCGCUCCCCGACAACCUGUGGACCCAGUUCGUCGCGUUCCAAGCCACGCUCAUCAAGCGCCUGGAUGAGGCCAUCUCCGGUCUCGGCAUCCCCCAGUCCUUCGGUUUCGCGGUGGCCACCUACACCCUGCUGAUCAGGACGCUCCUCUACCCUUUCGUGAAAGGUCAGUUGGAGACGACUGCGAAGAUCCAGGUCUUGGCCCCCCGCGUGAACGAGAUUCGAGAGAAGUACAAGGACGACGAGGAGCGCCUGCAGCAAGAGGUGGGGAUGCUCUACAUGGACCUCCAGGUCGAUCCACUUGGUGCGGUACUUCCGUUGCUGCUUCAGCUGCCUGUCUUCUGGGGUCUGUACCGUGCCAUCCGGCGCCUGGCGAUCGUGGAGUAUCCUCACCUCAAGGAGCCCUUCCUGUGGAUCCCGUCGCUGUACGGCCCGAAUUUCAAGCCCGACCCAAGCUUCGACUGGAUCACUCAGUGGCAGGGACCCCUCAUCGAGCUGCAUCCAAAGAUUGGCUGGGAGACCUUCUCGCUCUAUGCGAUCCUGCCGGCCACCAUCUUCGUCUCCUACCGCUAUGUGCUGUCGGAGGCCCUGGAGGAUGAGAACGCGCCAAAGCUUCUGCAGUUCACCCCGUUCCUCCUGAGCUUCCUGACAAUCGAGCUCCCACAGGCUAUGGGCAUCUACAUCGCCACCAACAUCGCCUCCUCCUUGGCCCUGACGACCUACACCAAGAACCAGAUCUCCAGCCAGAUCCCAGGCUACGAGGAGUUUGUGAAGACGGGCAAGUGGCCACCCGGCGUGGACCCCGAGAAAGUCCUGGCCAAGGCCUUCGGCGUUAAGCGCCUCACCGCCCAGCCGGAGGAUCCGCAGAGCGUUCCAGAGGCCGUCUUUGCCGGACGCGCGGACCACAUCCCCACCUUGCUGGAGGAGGGGCGUAAGAUCGACGAGUUUGACGACCGGGGAAUCCCUGCAAGCAUGUACACUCUGGCCCUGGACAACUCCGACCUCCUGGAGCGCCUCUUUGAAUUGGGUGCCGACCCCCGCGUUCGUGACAAGAGGGGCAACACGCUGCUCCACUACGCCUCGGGCUACGGAAGAGCAGCCUUUAUUCCCUUCCUCUUGGACAAGGGCUUCACUGAUCUCCUGGAUGCCGUCAACGAGGACGGGCAGACGCCUUUGGAUGUGGCGAGGCUGAACUUGUCGCAGGAGAAGGUCGCAGAUGAGGUCCGACCCGUCAUCGCCAAGCUCGUCGAAGUCGGCGCCACGGGAAAGGUGACGACCGCAGAGGACGAAGAGCGCUUCGAGAAGGCACGGGAGGAAAAGAUCCGUGAGCAGCAGGUCACACAAGCCCGCUCCGCCCUGAAAGCCCUGGCGAUGGCUGCGCAGAAUCUCGGAAUCGAUUUUGGUUACACAGGGAUACAUUGGGUUUCUGUGGUUCCUUGA
Molecule: messenger RNA, 2043 nt
Organism: Symbiodinium sp. CCMP2592
Lineage: Eukaryota; Dinophyceae; Suessiales; Symbiodiniaceae
Source: the annotation of a GenBank genome assembly